UCUGAGCGAAGCUCCCUCCCCUCUCUGCGCAUGGGAAGGGGAGAGGUGCAGCCGCCGCUGCCAGUCCGGGAUGGUGGUGGGUGGAGAGGACAGGAUUUCCCUACACGACUGCUGCCUCUGCAUUUUUAAUGUCACGGCUUUGCGGCUUUUGCAUGCAGACCAGGCACCCUUAUGGCCACAGCAAGGGAGAGCGGAGAGGGGGCAAGAUGCGAACGCAGGACAUGAGCCCAUAGACCGGAGAAGCUCAGAUUGACAGCUGGAAAAACCCAAAUAUUGCUGAGAGUCUUCAGUUAACAUGGCCAAGGACGGAUCCUUUGCGCCUUGGGACUAAGUAGGCGCCUCUUGAUCCAGUUCUGAAAUGGAUGUGUCCAGCCAGGCAGGGGAGACUUCAGAGAGAGGGCCUGAUGCCACCCAGUUGGGGAGCAGUGUGGGAUUCUGGGAAGAAGCUGUGCAAAGGAUCCUGGCCAAGGGUAAUGCCUGCUCAGAUGUUCAGCGCCAGCAAUUCAGUGAGUUCUGCUACCAGGAGGACGACGGGCCCCGAGAAGUUUGCAGCCGACUCCACAGUGUCUGCCAUCAGUGGCUGAAGCCAGAGAUUCACACGAAAGCCCAGAUGCUGGACCUGGUGAUCCUGGAGCAGUUCCUGGCCGUCCUCCCCCCGGAGAUGGAGAGCUGGGUCAGGGAAUGCGGAGCGGAGAGCAGUUCCCAAGCGGUGGCCCUAGCAGAAGGUUUCCUCCUGAGCCAAGCUGAGGGAAAGAGGGAGGAGAAGGAGGAGCAGGUUCAGGGCCCGUUCUUGGAGGUGGUUGCUAAUCACCCCAAAUUGAAGAAGGAUUUGCUCUUGGAGGGGAUCACCCAGGAGGUUCAAAGUCGGGACACCUUGCUGGGGAAUGGGAUUACGUCGCUGAUGCUCCAGGAAACAUCUCCUCUUUAUAGCGGAGUGGAAACAGCUGCCUUGCAGCCAGCACAGAGUCUGGUGGUGACCUUUGAGGAGGUGGCCGUGUAUUUCACCAAUGAGGAGUGGGCUCUGCUGGGUGCAGGCCAGAAAGCCCUUCACCGGGAAGUCAUGCUGGAGAAUUCUAGGAAUGUGGCCUCCCUGGAUUUCUCUCUUCCGGCAGGUGACAGGUGGGAUGGUAAGAAAGAUGAUGGACCAUGUCUGGUGUCAUCGGAGAGAAUCAAGCUUCAAGAGGUGGAAGAGAACGUCAGAAAUCAAGAGGGUCCAAAAGAACAGGAGGAAAACCAAGAAGAGAAGUGGAAGAAUACAUCUUGGCAGGGGAGCAACUUCUAUGAAAUUCCAAUUCGUCAAGAAAAGCAAAAAGGAAAGGAAAGGAAUGCUUGCCCGGUGUGUGGGAAAAUGUUUAGCCAGAAAUCAGACCUUAAUGCCCAUAAGAGGAUCCAUACAGGAGAGAAACCAUAUGCAUGUCGGGAGUGUGGCAAGAGCUUCAAUAGGAGCUCAAACCUUACUUCCCAUAAAAGAAUCCACACAGGAGAGAAACCAUAUAAAUGCCUCGAGUGUGGAAAGAGUUUCAGAGAGAGUGCCAACUUUACUUCACAUCAACGAAUCCACACAGGGGAGAGACCAUAUAAGUGUUCAGAGUGUGGAAAGAGCUUCAACAGGCGUACAAACCUCACUUCCCAUCUAAGGAAACACACAGGAGAGAAACCGUAUAACUGCUCAAUAUGUAGUAGGAGUUUUUGUGAUAAAUCGGUCUUCAAUUUACAUCAGUUAAUUCAUUCAAGGGAUAAGCCACACAAAUGUUUGGCAUGUGGUAAGAGUUUCAUUCGACGUUCACAACUUACUUCCCAUGAAGGGAUCCACACAGGGGAGAAACCAUAUAUAUGCUUAGUGUGUGGAAAGAGCUUCCAUCGGAGCUCCAAUCUUACGUCACAUCAAAGAAUCCAUGCAGGAGAGAGACCUUAUAACUGCUCAGAAUGUAGCAAGAGCUUUUAUGACAAAUCACAUCUCCUUAUACACCAAAGAAUGCACACAGGGGAAAAACCAUAUAAAUGCCUAGAGUGUGGAAAGGACUUUAGGCAUCAUACAAACCUUGCUUCUCAUCAAAGAACACACAGAGGAGAGAAACCCUAUAACUGCAUGGAUUGUAGCAAGAGCUUUUAUGAUAAACACCACCUUCUUAUACACCAAAGAAUUCACACAGGUGAGAAACCCUAUCAGUGUUCAGAGUGUGGAAAGAGCUUCAGCCAGAGUUCAAGCCUUACUUCCCAUCAAAGGGUUCACACAGAAGAAAAACCAUAUCAGUGCAUGGAGUGUGGAAAGAACUUCAGUCAGAGGAAAAAUCUUACUAGACAUCAAAAGAUCCACUCAGGAGAAAAACCAUAUCAAUGCAUGGAAUGUGAAAAGAGCUUUUCUGAUAAGUGUACACUAAAGAGGCAUCAACAAAUUCACAGAGGGGAAGGAAAAUCCAAAAUGUCUUGGAAUGUUGAAAUGGAUUCAGAUGGUGCACCAAUCUUAUGCCCCAUCAGAGAAUUUUCACAGGAAAACUAGUACAUAAUUCCUGAUAUUUAGUAACAAUAGUCCAUUAUUAGAAAAUUCAUAUUGAAGAGACACUUCCCCCCCCUUCCUCAUGUGGGAAGCUGUUCUGUCAGUGUCGGUUGUAUUAAUGUGAAAUCUGUUGUAAGGAACCUUAAUGCAGAUAAAAGCUGAUGUUGACAGACCAUGAUUGCAAUCACCCUCCAUUCAAAAAUGAAAGUAGGGCCUUUUUUUUUUUACUUUGGAUGUGUAAUCUCUCUUAGCUAUUAACAUAUGUUUUGUGCCUUACUGAGUCCUGAUCACUUGCAAAAUAUUGUAUUUUAAUAUGUUUUUGUAUUAUUGCAUUUCUAUGCCGCCUUUCCUCCAAGGGACUCACGGUUCUUAUCCUCACAACAACCCUGUG
Molecule: messenger RNA, 2888 nt
Organism: Rhineura floridana
Lineage: Eukaryota; Metazoa; Chordata; Lepidosauria; Squamata; Rhineuridae
Product: zinc finger protein 436-like
Exons: 6
Coding region: 359-2500 (713 amino acids)
Biological process (GO): negative regulation of transcription by RNA polymerase II
Molecular function (GO): DNA-binding transcription repressor activity, RNA polymerase II-specific
Source: RefSeq, a predicted model, not a curated record